Messenger RNA from Aspergillus niger, 2901 nucleotides. RefSeq lists its product as uncharacterized. Gene Ontology annotation, molecular function: CoA-ligase activity. Gene Ontology annotation, biological process: secondary metabolic process; biosynthetic process. Bases 1 to 2901 code for a protein of 966 amino acids. The transcript is spliced from 3 exons. The record is from RefSeq and is a predicted model, not a curated record. Lineage: Eukaryota; Fungi; Ascomycota; Eurotiomycetes; Eurotiales; Aspergillaceae.
AUGGCUCCUCACGUUAUCGAGGGCAAUGGCCAGGCAAUUGAGCCAACAUCCAAGUCAAUUGCUGCGAAGGAUGUCCCAGUGACCACUCUCGAGUCUCCAAGCACAGUACAGAACCUAGCUCAGCUCCUAGCCAAAGCAGCCGCUUCUACAGCCGGGCUCACCUUCUACACCCCGGGAGCAGAAGUCUCCUGUGUUUCGUACGCCGAGCUUCAGAGCAGAGCCACGGAGAAAGCUCGGCUCUUGAGUCGAACCGAUGGCAUCUCCGCGUCUUCCAUCAUUCUCCUGCACUUUGAGAACCAUCAUGACACGAUUCUAUGGUUCUGGGCUGCCACAUUGACAGGCUUGCUUCCUGCCAUUUCAACCCCAUUCGUGCAUGAUCCCGCGCAGCGCAUGAAGCAUCUGCGUCAUCUUAAGACUCUUCUGCAGGAACCCGUCGUCCUCACCACAGAGCGGCUUGUCCCGGAUUUCCUGGACACGGAUGAGCUUCGUGUGCUUCCGGUCGAGGUACUAGACAAGGCUGCUAAUUCGGAUGGUCUAGCUGACCGUCUGCCACUCUGCGGAGCUGAGAAGCAAGCACAAGACCCAGCGGUUCUCAUGCUGACGUCUGGAAGUACUGGGAGCGCCAAGGCAGUUCCACUCCGCCAUGGCCAGCUUCUCACGGCAUUGCAAGGCAAGAAAGAACACCAUGGAACUGAGCCCGGUGAUGUAUUUCUCACCUGGGUUGGAUUGGACCAUGUUGCUAGUCUUUGUGAGAUUCAUCUGCAUGCAAUGAGUCUGGGCGCCGACCAAGUGCUCAUUCCAGCCUCAGAGCUGCUGCGCGAUCCAAUACGCUUUAUCCAGCUGCUCGACUCCCACAGUGUUGCCUACACAUUUGCGCCAAACUUCUUCUUGACGCAGGUGCGGGAUGCUCUUGCCGCCAACCCAUCCCUCCAAGCGGAUUUGUCUCAUCUCAAAAGCAUAAACUCUGGCGGCGAGGCCAACGUCGUCGCCACUAUUGAUGGAUUGACUCGAGAACUGCGUCGCUUUGCCAUCCAGCGCGAGGUGAUAAGUCCUGGCUUUGGUAUGACAGAGACAUGUGCCGGAUGCGUUCACGCGCGGGCAUCACCGUCCUACGAUCUAUCCAAGGGCCUCGAGUUCGCUUGUCUCGGACCAUGUACUCCCGGCAUCAAGAUGCGCGUGAUGGGCCCCAGGGCUAAAGAUGAACCCGCUGCGCCUGGUGAAGUUGGCGAGCUUCAGCUGUCCGGUCCUGCUGUGUUCACCGGAUACUUUAACAACCCGGAGGCCACAGCUGCCGCGUUCACGGAGGACGGGUGGUUCAUCACGGGCGAUCUCGCCUGGCUAGAUGACUCGGGGUAUCUGAACCUGGCGGGACGGACUAGAGACACUAUUAUCGUUAACGGAGUCAAAUGGAGUGCCACGGAGAUUGAAGUGACUAUCGAAGAAGAGAACAUCCCUGGGGUCGUGCCCUCGUAUACCGUGGCCUUUCCUUGCCGUGCUCCGGGCUCUGCUAGCGAGGAUAUUGCUGUUGUCUACUCCCCUGCCUAUGCUGCUGACGACGCCGCGGCGCGUUUCGAGACUGCCACGGCCAUCGCAAAGACCGUCGCACUCCUAACGGGGCGAAAACCUGCCCAUUUGAUUCCGCUGCCGGCGGAGAUGCUGGACAAGUCCUCACUGGGGAAGAUUUCGCGGACCAAGGUGCGGACCGGCUUCGAAAAGGGAGAGUAUGCACCUUUCGAGGAGGAAGACCUCAAGAUUGUCCAGAAAUAUCGCGAGUCCACGCAGCGAUCCGCCCAAACCGAGACCGAGAAACGAGUGCAAAACACUAUAGCAGGACUACUCAAGAUCCCCAUCGAAGACAUCAACGUGGACAUGUCAAUCUUCGAUCUCGGAAUCACCUCGUUCAACCUGAUUCUCCUCAAAGCGAUGAUUCAAGAAGCCGUCGACGCACCCCUAGAGAUUCCCAUGUCUGUUCUGAUGACCAAUCCCACAACAUCCGCCAUCUCCGCCUCCAUCGACAAACUCCUCUCCCAACCGCCAACCUACAACCCCAUCGUGCCGCUGCAACCCCACGGCACCAAAAUCCCCCUCUUCCUCAUCCACCCCGGCAGCGGAGACAUUCUCGUCUUCAUCGCUUUAGCAGCCCAAUUCCCCACCCGACCCGUCUACGCCCUCCGCACCCGCGGCUACAACACCAACGAACGCUUCUUCCACUCCAUCCAAGAAACCGCCGACACCUACGCCCACUACAUCCGGCAGACCCAGCCUGAAGGCCCCUACGCCAUAGCAGGCUACUCGCUUGGCUCGACUCUCGCCUUCGAAGUGGGCAAAGUGCUCGAAUCCCAGGGCCAAGAAGUCCGUUUCUUAGCAAGUAUCGACUACCCGCCGCAUAUCCGGCAGUACGUGCGCGGACAGAACUGGAUUGAUGUGUUGCUUCAUAUAGCCUUCUUCCUGGAGCUUAUUGAUUUAGAAGUGAUGGGUGAGGCUGGAGUCUACCUCCAUAGUCUGGAAAAAGACAAAGGAGGGGAGGGGGUAUCUCGCUACGAUGCCCUCGUUCACGUUCUAAAUAUCUCUGAUAAGGAGAGAGUGCGUGCACUAGCUCUCAAUCCCGAGAGAUUCGAACGGAUCACGGACAUCGGAGAGAACUUCCGGGUCCAUGGCGAGACGUAUGAGCCGCAGGGAACAGUGGAGACAUUAGAUGUAUUUGUGGCGGAUCCGCCGAGUUACGCGGCAUUGAAUAGACAAGAUUGGGAGGAGAAUAAGCUAGGGGCGUGGAGGGAGUUUGCACGCACUGAAGUCGGGUUUUACAAUUGUCCCGGGAUUCAUGCUACCAUGUUGAAUCCGGUGCAUGUGCCGGAGUUUGUGAGGGGGUUUAAGUUGGCGAUGAAGAGAAGGGGGGUUUAG